This is a messenger RNA of Cuscuta campestris, 1919 nucleotides long. The record is from the annotation of a GenBank genome assembly. NCBI's taxonomy places the organism in Eukaryota, Viridiplantae, Streptophyta, Magnoliopsida, Solanales, Convolvulaceae.
GGAUUCACAUGGGUCGUGUUUUCGUUUCUUCCCAUGGGUCCUCUCUCUCUCUCUCUCUCUCUCUCUGAACCGACAAUUAUCAGCUUUGAAGGAUAAUACUCCGUAAUAAAGAUCAAUAAAAAUACCCAUUUCUCUUCUUCUUUUUCCUCCUCAAGCUUUCUUUUUUUUUCCCUCUGCAUUCUUUUCUUUCAUUUCUAGGGGGAGUUAUGGCCCAGGAUCAGGAGAUGGCUGCUCCUAUUGUGGACGGGAAUGACGCUGUUACCGGUCAUAUAAUUUCCACAACCAUUGGGGGGAAGAAUGGAGAGCCGAAGCAGACAGUUAGUUACAUGGCUGAGCGUGUCGUUGGGACGGGAUCCUUUGGAGUUGUUUUUCAGGCAAAAUGCUUGGAAACCGGGGAAACGGUGGCUAUUAAGAAGGUGUUGCAAGACAGGAGAUAUAAGAAUCGCGAACUGCAGUUAAUGCGCACAAUGGAACACCCGAAUGUCGUCUCUUUGAAACAUUGCUUCUAUUCGACCACAACCACAAAUGAGCUUUUUCUCAAUUUGGUCAUGGAAUAUGUUCCCGAAUCCAUGUACCGAGUGCUCAAGCAUUACUGCAAUAUGAACCAGCGAAUGCCACUCAUAUACGUUAAACUUUACACUUACCAAGUAUUUAGAGGGCUGGCAUACAUGCACACAGUUUCUGGAGUAUGCCAUAGAGACCUAAAACCUCAAAAUGUUUUGGUUGAUCCUAACACUCACCAGGUUAAGAUUUGUGAUUUCGGAAGUGCAAAAGUACUUGUUAAAGGUGAAGCAAACAUAUCAUACAUUUGCUCUCGGUUCUAUCGGGCCCCAGAACUUAUAUUUGGGGCCACAGAGUAUACAACCUCAAUAGAUAUUUGGUCAGCUGGCUGUGUCCUUGCUGAGCUUCUCCUCGGACAGCCAUUGUUUCCGGGAGAGAAUGCUGUUGAACAACUUGUGGAGAUAAUCAAGGUUCUUGGAACUCCAACACGCGAGGAAAUUCGUUGUAUGAACCCGAACUAUACCGAUUUCCGGUUUCCUCAAAUAAAGGCCCACCCUUGGCACAAGGUUUUCCAUAAACGCAUGCCUCCAGAAGCAAUUGAUCUCGCAUCUCGACUGCUACAGUACUCUCCAAGUCUGCGUUGCUCUGCUCUAGAAGCAUGUGCUCAUCCUUUCUUUGAUGAGCUUCGAGAGCCCAAUGCUCGGCUUCCAAACGGGCGCCCGUUGCCUCCACUUUUCAAUUUUAAACAGGAGUUGCAUGGGGCCUCGCCGGAGCUCAUCAACCGAUUGAUACCCGACCACAUGAAGAGGCAACUCGGCAUGCAAUCAUUCCCGUCCCACGGCGGAGGCUUGACGUGAAACCCUAACUUGCAACCCCAUACUCGUCAAUGCCCGGGACCCACCAAACAGAGUGCUUCGAUAGACAACCCACCGUGGAAAACGACUGUAUCUCCGAAUCGCCGUGCGUAAUUAUAUGUCCUUUUACGAAAAAAUGUAUUAUUGUUGUUGUACCAUUUUUUUUCCUCAUGUUUCUGUUCCAUUCUGCAACAACCUCAGUGCCACCUUAUGGAAGAAAUCCCAUUUGGUUGAACCAAAGACAACUAAACAAGUUACAUGUAUGGGAGCAGUGUGAAGUGAAAGGCUCCAAAAUUAUUGGGAAAAAAACUGUUCUCUUCUUUUUUUUUCCUUUAAAAAAAAUCUUUCCAAUGUGGGGUUUUGUCUUUAUAAUGUGUCUUGGUUCAAUGUUCCAUAACAUGUAUUGUUGUAUCUAUAUUUACCUAAGAUUAAUGUUUCAUACCAUGUAUUGUUGUUGUAGCAAUAUGUUUCGUAAGUUUCGUUGUUUUUCGUCCAUUUCUUUUUUUCCCUCAUUUGCAGAGGAAAAUUUUCAUUUGUACAGAGUAUUAAAUAUAUUCUGUGAUU